AUGAGUAGCAGCGGCGGCUUUUACAAGUACCGAUGCAAGAAUUUCUACUCACACAAUUGCCCAAACUGGGUGUGGGUGAACAAUUCGCCAUGUGCCACCUGCAUUGUAAAUGCCAAUGAACGAUCACAAUCGUCAUCGAUGACGUCUCGAGAAACUGCCACACCUCGUGUCCGAGACGGCAUUCUCCAAUAUACAAUUGCAGAAUUUGUUGCACCAAGUGCCGCCGGAGAGAGCUGGACUCUCGACGACAAAUUCAACGGCAUUGUCGAUGAUGCUGAGCCACCGGAGGCGCUACCAGCGAUGGGAAAUGACAUGCCAUUUUCGCAUCGCCCGAAAGCCCUCUGGCAGUUGCUCUAGUGGUAACACAUGCAUUUGAUUCUGGUAAGAAAAGAGGCUCCAUGAUGUCCAGGCCCGCUUUUUAUUUUGUUUCAAGGGCUGACGAUGGAGCAGGGGUCACUUCAGAUCUCUGAAGCAGCUCUAUCAGAUGCUGAAAGACAUGUAGGUAGGAGAUGCAGACAUGGCCUGUUCCAGACUCUCCUCCAUGACAAGCAUCAUGGACUCACGGAGUCUAAAAUGGCUGCUCUCACACAUUCGUUUGGAAAGGGACAUGGUAAGGAUUUGGGCUAGGCUAGGUUCAACGGUUGAGACAAAAUUCGGCGUUGGUUCAAAAGAGAAGGAGAAGCGGAUGAGAAGACGAAGAAGAAGAAAACGG
Trichoderma atroviride IMI 206040 is the source of this 712-nucleotide messenger RNA. The record is from RefSeq and is a predicted model, not a curated record. NCBI's taxonomy places the organism in Eukaryota, Fungi, Ascomycota, Sordariomycetes, Hypocreales, Hypocreaceae.